AUGGUGCUGGACGCGCUGCUCAAGAUCAAGAACGAGCAGGACCCGUCGCUCACCUUCCGCCGCAGCUGCCGCGAGGGCAUCUGCGGGAGCUGCGCCAUGAACAUGGACGGCGACAACGGCCUCGCCUGCCUCACCAAGAUCUCCUCGGCGUCCUCGGCGUCCACGGUCUCGCCGCUGCCCCACAUGUUCGUCAUCAAGGACCUGGUGGUGGACAUGACCAACUUCUACAACCAGUACAAGAGCGUCGAGCCGUGGCUCAAGCGCAAGGACCCACCGCCGCAGCAGGGCAAGGAGAUCCCGCAGACCAAGGCCGAUCGUGCCAAGCUCGACGGCAUGUAUGAGUGCAUCCUGUGUGCCUGCUGCUCCACCUCCUGCCCGUCCUACUGGUGGAACCCCGAGGAGUACCUCGGCCCAGCCGCGCUGCUCCACGCCAACAGGCUUCCGCUGUGGGGGACGCUUAUCAAACCAAAACCCAACAUGUUCAUGCACCUUCAAGCUCGAGGAUAUCACGGGGUGUCAGAGAAGAGAAACCUGCGGGACCACAAACGUAGAUUGCUUGCAGAAAAAUAUGAGCUGAGGGGAAAGCUGUAUAAGGCUGUCUGUAGGGACCCUGAUCUUCCAUUGGAUAUGCGGGAGAAGUUCCGCUAUAAGUUGUCCAAGUUGCCAAGAAAUAGCUCCAUGACACGCCUUAGAAACCGCUGCAUUUUCACAGGCCGAUGGAUACAGGACAGCCGUGACCAGUUCACCAAGGAGCGCCUGGACGCCAUCAAUGACGAGUUCAAGCUCUACCGCUGCCACACCAUCAAGAACUGCACGCAUGCCUGCCCCAAGGGCCUGAACCCGGCAAAGCAGAUCGACACGAUCAAGAAGCUCCAGUUGGACGCCUGA
This is a messenger RNA of Miscanthus lutarioriparius, 888 nucleotides long. The record is from the annotation of a GenBank genome assembly. Lineage: Eukaryota; Viridiplantae; Streptophyta; Magnoliopsida; Poales; Poaceae.